CUUCAGGCCCCCGCGCGGCGGCGCGCGCACCCCGAGCGUCGCUGCCAGUUCCUUCGGCUCUGGUGGCUCUCGAGCUGCUGCGGAGGACGAGACUCCCCGCCCGCUCCUUCCCGGCACCCGGGCAGCCCGGCAGCGGCCAUGCAGAACCAGGUGCUGACCCCGCACGUCUACUGGGCCCAGAGGCAUCGCGAGGUGUAUCUGCGCGUGGAGCUCAGCGACGUGCAGCAUCCUGACAUCAGCAUCACUGAAAAUGUCCUUCAUUUCAAAGCCCAUGGCCAUGGUGCCAAAGGAGACAACAUCUAUGAAUUUCAUCUGGAAUUCCUAGAACCUGUGAAGCCUCAGCUGACUCAUAAGCUGACCCAAAGGCAGGUGAACAUCACAGUGCAGAAGAAGGAGAAUCAUUGGUGGGAGAGACUUACCAAACAAGAAAAACGCCCCCUUUUUUUGGCCCCUGAUUUUGACCGCUGGCUGGAUGAGUCUGAUGCAGAAAUGGAACUCAAAGCCAAGGAAGAAGAACGGAUAAACAAAAUCAGGAUGGAGUCCAGAGUUCCAAAUGACUCUUUCGCCAACCUGAAGAGAGGAUACCUGUUUAUGUAUAAUCUGGUUCAGUUCUUAGGAUUCUCCUGGAUCUUUGUCAACAUGACAGUGCGGCUGUUUAUCUUAGGAAAAGAUUCUUUCUAUGAUACAUUCCAUACCAUGGCUGACAUGAUGUAUUUCUGCCAGAUGCUGGCAGUUGUUGAGAUCAUCAAUGCCGUACUUAGAGUCACGCGUUCACCAGUGAUCCCCACCUUGAUACAGUUCUUUGGCAGAAAUAUCAUUUUAUUUGUCGUCAUCGGCAGCUUGGAAGAAAUGCAAAGCAAAGCUGUGGUUUUCUUUAUAUUUUAUCUGUGGAGCACAAUAGAGAUAUUCAGGUAUCCAUUCUACAUGCUUGCCUGCAUUGACAUAGAGUGGAAAUUACUCACAUGGAUCCGAUACACCAUCUGGAUUCCUUUCUAUCCUCUGGGAUGUUUGGCUGAAGCUGUCUCAGUCAUCCAGUCUAUUCCAUUAUUCAGUGAGACGGGGAAGUUCAGCUUUACAUUGCCAUAUCCACUGAACAUCACAGUCAAAUUUUCAUUCUUUCUUCAAAUCUAUCUUAUAAUACUAUUUUUAGGACUGUUUGUAAAUUUCCGUCACCUUUAUAAACAACGAAGGCGGCGCUAUGGACCCAAAAAGAGAAAAACCAACUAAGCAGAGCAGCAAAUGGCUUCUUACCAGAUUACUCAUAAUCUACAGUUCUUAAUGGUUUUAUCUAUUAUGCCUACAAAGGCUUUUCUAAAGUUUAAUAAUUUUAAUUUUCAGUGAUUCCACAGCCCCAGGUAACAUUCCUCUACUUACUGUACCACUUCACUACAGAACAUGCAUGACUGGUAACCCUCAUGUUCAGCCAACUAAACUUGACUCCUAAUUUUCAUCAUCUUGAGAAGAGUACAUAAUUCCUGCAUAUACCGUAUAGUUAAUGAUAGCAGGAGGAUUUGCCCCAAUCUCUGCUUCUGUCAGCUGGCCAACUACAUUUACUGAGCACUUAAAGGCAGAACCCCGUGCUGUACAUUUUCUUACUUGAGAUUUCUCAUUUUCAGCAAUGGUUUGUAAGGAAAAGCAGAGAUGGUGCUCUCUUAUAGGUAACUCAAAGCUAUAGAGAUGGGGCUGAGAGACCAAAAAAAAGCAUGAGUAUCAUUGGUUAUUUAUUGAAUUACCACAAGGUCGAUUUUUUGUGAUCAGUUAGGCCCAGCCACUGAUAAACUUUUAUCUGAGCCAUAUUGGGGAUAGACUCUUUGGUCUUAGAACCUUUGCUGAACCUACAUCUUACCUCUUAUUGCUGGUGGGCCACCCUUUGCUAUAGUUUUGAUCAUGUGGGCAUCAGAUACAGAGUAAAGGGCUUGAGAGAAUGAUAAGAAAUCAAACCAUGAACUAUUCACUGUCUCUUCUCUGGUGGCUUAAUUGCAAGUAACCCUCUUUUUGUUUUGUCCCCUCCCUCCCCCCCAAAAAAAAACCAAACCAAAACCAAAAACCAACUUCUGUUGAAGUUAAAUGAUUUUUAAAAUUCAUGUCAUUAGAAUGAACAGAGUAAACUUAAGGCAAUGCACAAACAUAAGAUAUUGGUUUAUCUGUGCUCACUGCACAGAAUCUACUCAGUUGUCUUUUUGUAAAAGAAGAGUGGGAAAAGCAAUUUUUUGGAAAGACCAUAGUUGCCUUCAUUCUACUGUAGUUAAACUGACUUUUUCACUUACCAUUGUCGCAUAAUUGGGAAAACAAAGCUGGGAAUUUGGCAGUUUGCUAGCUGGUUUCAGUAAGAUUCUGGAAGGAAACUUCCUAACAGUGGUAGAAGGAAUUUGAAAGGAAAAAAGAUCACUUGUUUUAAAGAUUAAUGGGGUUUUCUCCAUUGCAUUUUGAGUACACCAUGUAGAAAGUCUAUUUGAAGAAAAGCAUUCAAGGCAUAAAGAGAUACUUCAGCUCUGUCCUGAAACAUAAGCCAUUGUUCCUGUACUGGGAUCACACAAUGAGUUCUACUUUCUAGUUAAAGGAGCUGUGAGCCUAGCUAGGACAGUAUCUUGGCUUGAUAUCAAACACCUAAUUAGCAUAAGGAAGGCAUUUUCCCCUCUUUUAAUUUAUUCCUUGGUAGGACAAUGUUUUGCAUGCCUGCAGCUUCUCAUCAAUAUUUAACUUGUUCAUACUGACUUCUGACAUGUUCUUUCAACUUGAGUUUUCUUAUGAAAUCAGGCAUUUCAGCUUUGCAGUCAAGUAGCCUGCACUUUCAAGGAAAAAACUUGUAUUCUUUGUGAUUGUCAUAGGUCUUAUUAUACUGUCUCUGAGGAGGCAAAAAAUGGUGGAUUUAUAUUAAAACAUUUACAGUCAAAAA
Molecule: messenger RNA, 2896 nt
Organism: Dromiciops gliroides (monito del monte)
Lineage: Eukaryota; Metazoa; Chordata; Mammalia; Microbiotheria; Microbiotheriidae
Gene: HACD3
Product: 3-hydroxyacyl-CoA dehydratase 3
Exons: 11
Coding region: 139-1227 (362 amino acids)
Biological process (GO): fatty acid elongation; sphingolipid biosynthetic process; very long-chain fatty acid biosynthetic process
Cellular component (GO): endoplasmic reticulum membrane
Molecular function (GO): 3-hydroxyacyl-CoA dehydratase activity
Source: RefSeq, a predicted model, not a curated record